Messenger RNA from Linum trigynum, 3375 nucleotides. The record is from the annotation of a GenBank genome assembly. Lineage: Eukaryota; Viridiplantae; Streptophyta; Magnoliopsida; Malpighiales; Linaceae.
AACAUAUCAGAAACCUCACAAAGCAAACCAUAAAUAUUUUGAAAAGCACACCAAAACCCCCCUAAUGCAAACCACAAACACGAUAAAGCAAAACACACAAAGCAUACCAAAAUCGUCCUAAUGCAGACCACAAAUAUAUUAAAACAAACCAGAACCCCGCAAAGCAAACCACAAAAGUUUUGAAAGCACACUAGAAACUUCUUAAUGCAAACCAGAAACCUCCUAAUGCAUACCACAAAUCUCCUAAAACAAACCACAAACCUCACAAAGCAAACCACAACAUUUGCGAAAGCACACCAUAAACCUCCUAAUGCAAACCACAAGCACGGUAAAAAAACCACAAAAGCAAACCAUAAACCUUCUAAUGCAAACCACAAAUAUAUUCAAACAAAUCAGAAACCUCACAAUGCAAACAACAAAUAUAUUCAAACAAAUCAGAAACCUCACAAUGCAAACCACAAAAUUUUUGAAAGCAAACUAGAAACUUUUUAAUGCAAAGAACAAAAACGAUAAAGCAAACCACAAAAGGCAUACAAAAAUAUGAGAAACCAAACCAUAAAUCUCACAAUGCAGACCAUAACAUCCAGUGGUCGUUGACCGAUCAACGAAAACCGUUUUCCAAACUCCGAUGACCGUCAGUGAGCAGAUUCCGAUGCCGAUAGGCAUAUUUUGGCCCCGAUGACUAGAUUCCAACGCCGGUAAGCAUAUUCCGGCGAUAAAAAGCAUAUUCCGGUGACCGACGACCUGUUUCCUACAACCAGUGGCCGGAUUCCGGCGACCAAAAUUUUGGGCAAAAAUAAAAAAAUUUUUUUUAUUUUUCAUUUUUUUUAUUGUUUGAACAUAUUUUUCAUAAUGACAAUUAUACCCAUGAUUUGAUUUUACACUAUGUCAACUUAGCUAAUAAAAAGUCAUCACAACCCUAGCUUCCUAUUGGUUGGAGGCUAGUGUUGUCACCCUAACAACAAAAUAUGGAUUGUUACAGUAACCGGUCCCCCCCCCCCCCCAGACUAUGAGAGUCAUGUGUAAAAUCGAUGCCUACUUCAGUGUAUUUACUAAUUCCCUGCGGACCAUGACCCCCCAGCUGCCUCCGCCCCAAAUUCAAGUACACAUAUUCGUAUGUAUUUUAUUCGUUUAAAAUUUUCGUACCGUAUUAUUGUUAAGCCGAUUCAUUUUUCUCCGCUCAUAUAAUUAAUUUUCCUGGUAUAUUUAAUAUUUAAACAACUAAUUUUCUUUAUAUUUGUGGAGACAUGUCUAAUUUUUUCUUUCUAAUUGUGUGGAAUCAGAGCCUCGUUCUACACAAGGGCGAAGAAGAAGAAGCAAUCAACUGUUUUGGUACAAGAAAAUUCGAGUUCAAACAGGGCAGCCCCUGUUUCAUAAGUUCCAGCUACUGUUUCUUGUGAAAUCGCUAUGGAAAACUCCCUUUGAGCAAAGGAGUUGGUAGAGGGCAGUGCCAUGGAACAACAUGCACGAGUUCAAGGCCAAAAGAAGCAGCCAGCAAUCGUCAUUAAACAUCGUGAGACUGACGAACAAAGAGAUCACCUCUUCCACACACGAUGCAAUAUCAAUGGCAAGUUAGCUUCGUUGGUGAUCGAUGGAGGGAGUUGCGCGAAUUUGAUCAGUGAGUAUGCCAUACGAAAUCUUGAAUUGAAAACCCAGAAGCAUCCUAAACCGUAUCAUCUCACCUGGCUCAACGAACAUGGAGACGUGAAGGUCAACAAACAAGCACAAAUCGAAUUCAACAUUGGUAAGUACCGAGAUACGGUUCUCUGUGACGUAGUUCCAAUGCAAAACGUUCAUAUUCUGUUGGGUAGACCGUGGCAAUUUGACAGAAGGGUGAUACAUGAUGGCUGGGAGAAUUCGUAUACCUUCAAACACGAAGGAAGGAAAAUCAAGUUGAAGCCUAUGUCGCCCGACGAAGUUUAUACCGAUCUCAAGACAAUGGAGGAGAACAGGAAUGAGGGAAAGAGCGUUCAAGCUCAGCUGUGGGUGAAAACUUCCUUAGGAAGGUUUUGUGAGAAAGUGAAAGGAGGAAAGAAGAAUUGGGAAAUCCUCAGCUGAUUUCGUUGCUGGGUUUCUGUAUUUAAAGGACUUCAAAGUUUACUGUUUACAUAACGGUAAAACUGACGUGGCGGCUCGCCAUUCGUCCAACUGAAACUAACUCCACUACACUAAAACGACAACGCAGUGAAUAAAAGACAAACUAAUAAAAGGAAACGUUUCUUUCUUCUCUUCUCCGAAACUCUCUUCAGCUCCAUAGUUCUUCAAUCAUAUGAACCUCCAUCUUCUGCUUUCCUUUACUGAUCUGAGCAGCCUCUUCUUCUGAAUUGAGAUCAAUCAAUCCCUUGAAUCUUGUCACGCCCCCACAAGUUGGCGCGUAUACAUUUAAUACGUCCAACUUGUCAAGCAAAUAGUUCAAUCUAAACCUGCUCAGACCCUUGGUAAACAAGUCAGCUAGUUGUUCUUCACUUCUGACAAACUUCAAGUUAAUGAGACCAGAUUUCACUCUUUCCCUAGUCACAUGGACAUAUAUCUCAACAUGUUUAGUCCUUUCGUGAUACACUGGGUUCUCUGCAAUUUGAAUUGCAGACAUGUUAUCACAAUAAACAAGUACUGGAGUCUGUACCUUAACAUCUAGCUCUACAAGCAGUCCUUUAAGCCACUGAAUUUCACAAAUCAGGUGGGCAAGUGCCCUAUACUCAGCCUCUGAAGAAGAUCUGGAUACAGUGGUCUGCUUCUUUGCCUUCCAUGUUAUCAAGGAGCUCCCUAGAAAGGUACAAUAGCCUGAAAUUGACCUUCUAGUGUCAGGGCAUGCUGCCCAAUCAGCAUCACUAUAAGCUUUUAAAACCAAAUCUGAAUUAGCCUUAAAGUGCAACCCUUGACCUGGUGCUCCCUUCAAGUAUCUGAUCACUCUAUAGGCUGCUUGAAGGUGUGUGUCUCUUGGUUCUCUUUCGUAUUGACACAAUUGCUGGACUGGAAAUGCAAUGUCAGGUCUGGUUACUGUCAAGUAAUGCAGCCUGCCUACAAGUCUUUUGUAAAUGCCUGGAUUUUCUAGUAGCUUUCCUUCUCCUGCACUCAGUUUUACUUUGCAAUCAAUAGGGCUUUUACAGCUCUUAGCAUCUAAAUAACCUGUUUCAGCAAUUAAAUCCAUGCAGUACUUUCUUUGGGAAACAGAUAUCCCACUUCUGUUUCUUGUUACUUCCAAUCCUAGGAAGUAUUUCAAACUUCCCAAAUCCUUUAUCUUGAAAUCCCUCUUCAGGAAACCUUUUACUGACUCCAAAUCACCUAGUCUAGGCCCUGUAAGGAUUAUAUCAUCCACAUAUACCAGAACAAUAACAAUUCUUCCCUGUACCCUUCUAAUGAACAUAGAAUAGUCAG